Alternaria postmessia is the source of this 1671-nucleotide messenger RNA. RefSeq lists its product as uncharacterized. Bases 1 to 1671 code for a protein of 556 amino acids. Lineage: Eukaryota; Fungi; Ascomycota; Dothideomycetes; Pleosporales; Pleosporaceae. The record is from RefSeq and is a predicted model, not a curated record. Gene Ontology annotation, molecular function: flavin adenine dinucleotide binding; N,N-dimethylaniline monooxygenase activity; NADP binding. The transcript is spliced from 4 exons.
AUGAAGAUCAAGACUGAACUCCACGAGUACGCUCAACGCCGCGGUACUACGGGGCCAUACGCCGACAAUCUCGAUGUCGACGCCCUUGUUGUGGGCGGCGGGUUUGGUGGCAUCUACUGCUGGUAUGAGCUGAAGAAGGCGGGCUUCCACACUGUCAUCUAUGAAGCAGGCAAUGACCUUGGCGGCACCUGGAGAUGGAACUGCUACCCAGGGGCUGGCGUGGACUCUGAGAUCCCAGAAUAUCAGCUCUCUAUCCCAGAGACUUACAAGGACUGGGUGUGGCCCAGCAACUAUCCCGACUACAAAGACCUGCGUGCAUACUUUGAUCAUUGCGACAAAGUCCUUGGUAUCAAGAAGGAGACCGCCUUCAAUAGUGUUGUGGUUGACGCCCAGUUCAACACCCGAGAGGGCAAAUGGACGAUCAAAACCGCUGAUGGCCGCGCAGCAAAGGCCAAGUACUUUGUGGUUGCGGCAGGCUUCGCUGCUAAGCGUUACAUUCCAGAUGAAUUUGUGGGAAUUGAUGACUUCCAAGGUAUUGUGCACCACUCUUCUUUCUGGCCCGACAUGAACAUCGACGUUCGCGGAAAGAAGUGUGCUGUCAUCGGUACAGGUGCGUCCGGUGUACAAAUCACGCAGGCUUGGGGUCCUGUUGCUGGCGAGCUCAAGGUUUUCCAACGCACACCCAACCUAGCCGUUCCUAUGCGGAAGAGAAGUCUCACCGCUAAAGAGCAGAACGACACCAAAGUGUUCUACCCCGAACUCUUCCGUUACCGGGAGAGAAACUUUGGUGGAUUCUUGUAUGGUCUUUACGAGAAGGGCACAUUUGAAGACACCGAAGAAGAGCGAGAGAAGUUUUACCAGAAAUUAUGGGACGAAGGAGGUUUCCGCUUCUGGCUGGCCAACUACAAGGACUACCUCUUUGACAUGAAAGCUAACAGGAAGGCGUAUGACUUUUGGGCUAAGAACGUGCGCACCCGCAUUGGCGACCCCAGACUUCGAGACCUCCUCGCUCCACUAGAACCGCCUCACCCCUUCGGCGUCAAGCGUCCCUGUCUCGAACAGACCUACUACGAACAGUUCAACCGUCCGAACGUAGAUGUUGUUGACAUCAAGAACAACCCAAUCGUUGGUUUUACCUCCAAAGGCAUCAAACUGCAAGACGGCACAGUCCAUGAGUUCGAUGUCGUCGUUAUCGCUACUGGUUUUGACAUCACUACUGGCGGCAUGACAUCUAUGGGUCUCAAGAACAUUGACGGCGUGACUUUGCAGUCUCAGUGGAAGAAGGCGGCAUAUACAUACCUCGGUACUACUAUCGCUGGAUAUCCGAAUAUGUUCCAUCUCUAUGGUCCGCAUGGUCCGACACUUCUUUCCAAUGGUCCGACGAGCGUCGAAGUACAAGGUCGCUGGAUCGUGGAUGCUAUUAAGCAGAUUGAACGACAGGGCUUGAAGUAUGUCAAUCCGACAGACGAUGCAAGUAAGAAGUGGAAGGCGCGCAUCAAUGAGUUGAGCGACAAGAGUCUUUUCCCAACAACGAAGAGUACAUAUAUGGGCGGGAGUAUGCCAGGUAAGGCUUUCGAGCAGGUCAACUACGCUGGAGGGUUGCCGGCGUAUGCGGAUGAGAUCAGAGCCAAGCUGCCAAACUUCGAGGGCUUUGAAAAGGUGAAGAAGUGA